AUGUCAUCAGGCACGCACCUGUCUGAGGAGCAGCUCCAGUGUUCCAUAUGUCUCGCCGUUUUCACGGACCCGGUCUCUACUCCGUGUGGGCAUAAUUUCUGCAUGUGGUGUAUUAAAGAGUACUGGGAUACCAUCCAAAACUACCAGUGCCCUAUGUGUAAAGAGAAAUUCAGUGUGAGACCUGCACUUAAAGUCAACACAACCUUCAGAGAGGUGGUUGAUGACUUCAAGAAGAGAAGCGGUCUAGCCAAACCCGAGGUGCCCUGCGACAUCUGUACUGGGUCACGGCCCAAAGCGGUGAAAUCCUGCCUUGUGUGCAUGGUCUCCUACUGCGAGGCUCACCUGGAACCUCAUGAAAGAGUUGCGGUCCUGAAGAAGCACACCCUGAUAGACCCUGUGAAGAACAUGGAGGAGAGAAUGUGCAAGAAGCAUGAACGACUCUUAGAGUUCUUCUGCAGAGAUGAUAAGAUGUGUCUGUGUCAGCUCUGCUACGAGGCAGAGCACCAGAACCACAGCACCAGUCCGUUAGACGUGGAGUGCGCCCACAGUAAGAUUCAGCUGGAGAAGACGUACACAGACACACAGCUGAUGAUUAAGGAGAGGUUAAAUCAGAUCAAGAGGAUCAGACACACGGUUCAGAUUAGCAAGAAAACCACCGAGAGGGAAAUAGCAACUGGUUCUGAAGUCUUUGACACCCUGAUACAUUCAGUUGAGCAAAGCCAGGCAAAUCUGGCAAAGGAAAUGGAAGGGAAGCACACUGAAGUACAGAGACAUGCAGAGGAACUCAUCAAAGAACUGGAGCAAGAUAUUAUACAGCUAAAGGAGAGAAACACUAAACUGGAACAGCUCUCACACACCGAGGACUACGUCCAUCUCCUUCAGGUCUACCCAUCAAUGUGCAAAAUUCCAGAGCACAAGGUCUUCAGUGAAUUUAGCAUCAAUACUGACCUAUGCAUGGCUGCCCUGUGGGAAGCUAUGUCUGAGCUGAAACAAUCAUUUCAGAAAGAGAUUGACAGCCUCUCUGGCAUACAACUGAAGAGGAUUCAGAAAUAUAAAGUGGAUGUGACAUUGGACCCGUACACAGCCCACCCAGAGCUUGUGCUGUCUGCGGACAUGAAACAGGUUGCAUUCGGAAGCAAGCGACAGAGACUCUUUGACAACCCACAGAGAUUUGAUUCUGCUGUUUCUGUCUUAGCGAAGGAAGGGUAUCGGUCAGGGAGAUUUUACUAUGAGGUGCAGGUCAAGGGGAAAACUGAAUGGGAUUUGGGAGUGGCUAGCGAGUCAGUUAACAGAAAAGGAGUGAUUAGACUGAGGCCUGAGCAUGGAUACUUUACGCUGGUCUUAAGGAAUGGGACUGAGUAUACUGCUGCCGCCAGUUCCUCCAUCCCCCUCACCCUCAGAGAGAACCCUGAAAAGGUUGGAGUGUUUGUGGAUUAUGAGGAAGGCACUGUCUCUUUUUAUAAUAUAGAAGCCAUGACCCAAAUGUACUCUUUUACCGGUUUCUCGUUUACUGAGAAGCUCUAUCCAUACUUUAGCCCUUUUCUUAGUGAUGGAGGUCGUAAUACAGCACCCCUCAUCAUCACUACUGUCAAUGAGUCUGAGUGGUUUCGGGUUUAA
Messenger RNA from Clupea harengus (Atlantic herring), 1617 nucleotides. Its product is annotated as zinc-binding protein A33-like. Lineage: Eukaryota; Metazoa; Chordata; Actinopteri; Clupeiformes; Clupeidae. The record is from RefSeq and is a predicted model, not a curated record. Gene Ontology annotation, molecular function: zinc ion binding; protein binding.